Messenger RNA from Heterocephalus glaber (naked mole-rat), 4087 nucleotides. RefSeq names its product mitochondrial fission process 1 (gene Mtfp1). The record is from RefSeq and is a predicted model, not a curated record. NCBI's taxonomy places the organism in Eukaryota, Metazoa, Chordata, Mammalia, Rodentia, Bathyergidae. Gene Ontology annotation, biological process: mitochondrial fission. Gene Ontology annotation, cellular component: mitochondrion.
ACUUUUUUUUUUUUUUUUUGUACCGGGGAUCGAACUCGGGUCCUUGAGCUUGCGCAGUAGGCAGCGAAACCACUGAGCUAAAUCCCUGGCCCUGCCUCCUUAAUUAUUAAUGAUUUGUCAAUGAGUCAGGGCUUCCAGGGACUUUGGUAGCCAGACACUGCUCUCCAAUACAAAAAAAAAAAGCACAAGGGUGAUUAUCUCUGGGGACCACUGUUCAUGGAAGGGGCUAGGAGGUAGGAGGCUGGGGAUGGGAAUGAGUCCUAAAAGGGAGGCUCCCAUCCCCUUUUCGGUGCCACUAGCCUCUCACUACAUACCCCUCCGCGUGGGCACCCUAGACAAAAAUGAUGGGAUCAAGGCUCUGAGCAUUUCCUAGUCAGCCUCAAGCAGUGCUCACCAACCGGCUUCCUGACUGACCUGGACCAGGGCUUAGCAGUCCCAUCUCCGUGGGAGGCGUAUGUGCAGGCGCAGUGGGUUCCUCGUGCCUGUGAAUAUAGGUAGCUAGCAUGAGCGGCCGACUGGGUAGGCGGCCAAAAGACCAGGCCAGCAUCUCGAAGAGCCAGGGGCUGGGGACGGCCGCACUCCUUGACGUGGCACCCCUUGGGCUGCCCAGAGCUCGGGAAGCAGCUCCAAGUCCUGGCCCAGCCUGGAGAGCUGUCUUGCGAAGCGGAGGAAGCUCGGGGAAGGGACAGGGCCUAACGUGGACUACAGGGAGCAAAGGCCCGCACCGGCGGCUCCAGUCAGAUUGCUCGGGAGGACAUCCUGGCCUUGGUUUACAAUGGUCUGUUAGCAAAAUUAUCUAGUGAAUAAAGCAACGUUCAGUGCACAAGGAGUGGAAUUCAAUGCCCGCGGCUCCUAAACAGGAGUCCCAAACCUGAACUUCCCAGGAGGGCAGUGGGAGCUCGUCGCCAAUGAGACGCAUGCGCAACCCUCAAACUGCUUCCUCUCGCGCGAGUUUUCCCGAGAGGACCAAUUACCACUUGCUUCCCGAUUGGACCAGUUCGUAGGUUGUCGUCCGCCAUCUUUGCUCAGGCCUUGAAACGUGCCUUUGACCGCCUUCACGGUGAGGGCGGAGGCCCCGCCCCACUCGGCUCUUCCAUACCCGGCGGUAGUUCGAGCGCAGCAGCACGUGUGUGUCGCGGUGAGCUCUGGCUCUACCGCGGGGAGCCCAAAGUAGAAGGGAGGCGGAGGAGCGGGGAUCACGUGGUGUUAGGGACCGUCUUCUAAUUCCGUACCGCCACUGCCGGUGUUUCGGGGCUGAGGACCGUUCUGGUUCUCCCCCUCCCCCACCGAGCCCAGUCCCCUCGAGGUAACCGCUGACCCACAGACGGCCCCCACAAGACCCUACAGGGACCCAGGAGCCUAGGGUUGAAAUCUGACUUCAACAGGAAGUUGGUAUUCAUUUUACUAUUUUUUUUAUGAUGUUAAAAAUGAAUUCUUAAUGAAUUUCUACCAAGUACCACCCAAAAUUCGUGCUUACUGCCUUUGGUUGUUGCAAAAAUUGAAGGGAUAAUAAGUGCAAAGCGCUUACAAGAGCCUGGUACAAGUCAGCGCUCAGUAAAUGUUGGUUAUUCUCAGUUUUUACACACCUGGAAACGGGAUUGGGGAGGCUAACGUCAAAUAGGCGGCACAAUCUAGAUCUGAGUCCAGGACUGACUGACUCCAGUGACCGCGCCGUGCUCUCACUGAUGCCCCAAAGGGUUCACCAAGUUGUAGGGAAAUGCUCUCAUUGCUGGUCCCCCCUGUUGCAGUCACUAACCCCAGGACCCCUGCGUUCUGCUCAUUUCUCUGGAGUCUUGUCUCCUGUGCGUCAUUCAUUCAUUUAUUCAUUCAGUGUCCUCCCAAGAGGUUCAGUCCGGGGUUAUGCUGAUUCAUUUAGAUGCGGGUGCUGGAGAGACAAACGUGUCACCUGCUGAGUCGGGCACCCACCUCUCUCGGGCCCUUACCAUCAUACUCCAGCUUCAUUUAUUUAGUCUCCUUAAGAGCAGGUGAUCUAAAGUCACAUAGUCUAGAUUCAAGUCCCAGCGUCAUCACUUAGAGGCUUCUGUCCUGGGAGAACUGACCAGCAGAGACCUCCAGAGGAGAGCUGAGCCCACGAAGGUUGUGUGACCUUGGGCAAGUGACCCACCUUCUCUGUGCCUCUAUUACCUCUUCUAUAAAACGGGGUCCCACGCUGGUGGGAGGGUUUAAGAAAAUAAGCUUUGAUGACUUAUAAUUAAUCUUCGAGAUCAUCCCAGAGAGUGGAUAUUAGCGGCCCCCUCCCCCCAUUUUACACAAGAACAAAGUGAAGCUUAGAGAAGUAGAUUUUGGCCCCAGGACACUUCGCUAUGAGUACCGGCCUGUUUGGCUCCCCAAAUUACAGUCAGUCCAGGGAAAGGUUUGCUUCAACUACUCAGGGAAAACUAGACAAUUGGUAAAACCCAAGCCUGCUGGGAGAGGGGCUUGGGUGAGCGAGGCAAUUUGCAGACACUCCCUUCCGGCGGAGAUUGCCCCCGCCGUCCUUCAGAUCGAGCCCUGCGGCGGGUCCAGCCCUGGCCGACCGUAGUGGUGGUGAAGGGGUUGGCAGAAGCAGUGCUAGCUGCAGUGGCCCGGCCGAGGCGGGAGCGUCAUGUCAGAGCCGCAGCUGCGUGGCGCCGAGCGCGACCUCUACCGGGACACGUGGGUGCGAUACCUGGGGUAUGCCAAUGAGGUGGGGGAGGCUUUCCGUUCCCUGGUGCCAAGGGCUGUGGUGUGGCUGAGCUACGGUGUGUCCAGCUCCUAUGUGUUGGCCGAUGCCAUUGACAAAGGCAAGAAGGCUAGAGAGGUGUCAAGCCCCGAAGCCAGUCGCAGCACCAGGGUGACUGUAGCUGUGGUGGACACCUUCAUGUGGCAGGCUCUGGCCUCCGUGGCCAUUCCAGGCUUCACUAUCAACCGUAUAUGUGCUACCUCUCUCUAUGUCCUGGGCACUGCCACCCGCUGGCCUGUGGCUGUCUGCAAGUGGACCACCACCACACUUGGGCUCCUGGCCAUUCCCAUCAUCAUCCACCCCAUUGACAGGUCAGUGGACUUCCUCCUGGACUCCAGCCUGCGCAAGCUCUACCCAUCAGAGGGGAAGCCCAGCUCCUCCUGACUCUACCUGGUGCUUGGUCCCUGGGUUGGCCCCCUUGUGCCAGGGAGUGUGGAUGUCUGGCUUCCCGGAGUCCUUGGCCCUGGCACCUGAGUGGAUGUGAGCUGGACAGAAGCUUAGAGAUAAAGAUCUCAAGGAGCAGUAGCUAUAGCAGGACCUGACUGCAUCAACUUCCAUAGAAUCUAUUGUACUGAAAGCAGAGUGGACUUGGGUGGGUCUGCCUCUGUCUUUUGAUGACAAAGUUAAUCCUCCCAUGGAGGAUAAGCCCACUGAGACCCAGGGAGGGCUAAGGAAAAUGCCCAGUAUUGCUUGGCAAGCUGGUUACCAGGAUGCCCAGCUACUCAGCUGAGUCACUUCAUGGCAGCAUGGAUGGAUGACCGCAGAUACUCAGGGAGAAACAAGUACAGCAGCUGGAAACCUCAAGACAGAUUCUCUAGCCAGCCCAUCCCUGGUGCAUGGGCUGCUGGGGCCUGGCUUAAAGGCAGGACAGUCCUGAGCCAGGUGCUGGCCAGGCCAAUAAACCCCUAAGAAGUUGAGUUUUCUUCUUCUCUAUGGGGGGAGGAACAGGGAUGUGGUGGUAGGAGCAGGGAUUCUCUUGGAGGAGGUAAACUUCGAGAGGAGUGGACUGUAGUCAGGGGAGGGCUUUCUGGGCCUGCAGGAACAGGUAGGGGAAAGCAAGGAAAAGUAUCCCAAGGAGGGACCAGUGUAUGAACAGAUCCAGUCGAGAGAAACAUCAGAUCCAAGGAACCAAAAUGAACAGAAGGGGUGAAAUAAGGGAUUAGGUGAGGAGGUGAGUAGGGUGUCCUCCAGAUCACCAGCCGCCCUGUGGGCCAAGGGGAAGAUUCGACUGCGUUGGGCUGGUUAAGAAGUAGUUGGCCAGAUAGCAAAGAUUGGAGAGGGAUAUCUUAGUCUGUUUUCUGUUGCUAUCACAAAAGACUUGAGUGGAUAAUUUAUUAUGAAUAAAGGUUUAUUUGGGCUCAUGGU